Messenger RNA from Lathyrus oleraceus (garden pea), 658 nucleotides. RefSeq lists its product as uncharacterized. Bases 208 to 402 code for a protein of 64 amino acids. Lineage: Eukaryota; Viridiplantae; Streptophyta; Magnoliopsida; Fabales; Fabaceae. The transcript has 2 exons. Gene Ontology annotation, cellular component: respiratory chain complex I. The record is from RefSeq and is a predicted model, not a curated record.
UGCCCAAAACUGUUUAUCCCGUCCAUAUGAAAACAAUAGGCCGAGUGUGGUUCUUUUGAAUGGGCCUCACCGAAAGUUCGAGCCCAGUGAAACUGUUUCACAAUUCAUUUUCCAUUCCAAUCUUAACGAAGCAGUGGAAAAGAAAAAGGAAAUUGGUUCUUCUGAAACUGAAUCGAAGUAACGAAGGAAGCAGAAAAGGAUUCAAGAAUGGUGAAAGUGGCAACGUACUUCGGCAUGUCCUUGGCAGCUUUCGUUUUCUGGCAAUCCAUGGACAAGGUCCAUGUCUGGAUCGCUCUUCGUCAAGACGAAAAGCAAGAGAGGUUGGAGAAGGAAGCGGAGAUCAGAAGGGUCAGAGAAGAAUUGCUGCGGCAGCAAGCUAAUCAGAAGGAUUCUUCUUAUUGAAUUGAAACAUGUUGUAAUUUUUCUAUCCUUUGCUUUGUAAUUUCGUCAUAUGCUCGAAUAAAAUCGUGUACUGGAUGAGCAUUUUAAAUUUAAUUGAGUGGAUAUCUAAGGGUGGCCUUUGUUUUUUCUACACAUAAUAUUGUUCCAUAAAACGGUACUUGCCGGUAAUUUUAAGAUAAGAACAAUACUGGCUUUGUUUGUUCUUUUCUGCGGAUUAGCUCUUCGCACCGGUUAUGAACUAGAUUUUAACCGUUUA